CGGAGCGGCGACGGCACCGGAGCCCGGCGGGGCGGCGGCGGAGCUCGGAGGCGGCUCCGGCCCAGGGUGCCAUCACCGCCGGUGUAAAGCUGUUCCCGAGGCGAUCUCCGAGAGGCUUUGUCAGCACUCCUGAUGUCCUGGGAGCAAGGUGCUGUUUGUUCCUGGCAGAGAGAUGAGGGCUGUGUGCUGGAGGGGAGUGAAUUCUGCAGCACCCAUGGCGGGGUGAAUGAGUCCCUGGAGAACAGGUCAGCAACAGCGAAUCCACUCAGAAGAUUCCUGGGUGAAUGGUUCAGCUCCCAUCCCGUGCUCACGGCAGUGCUGAUUCUGCUGCUCCUGGUGCUGGUGCUGGCUUUGGGGGUGGCCUUGGCUGUGCAGUCAGCACCACAGGUUCCAGUCACACCUGCGACUCCACAGUUGGUUCUGGGCUGUCCCCAUAGCUGGGUUGGGUCCAAUGGGGUCUGCUACUACUUGUCAAGGGAUUACAGGAGCUGGGAGCAGGCUCAGGAACGGUGCUCCGAGCUCGGGGCCUCCCUGGCCAUUCUCAAGGAUGAGGCCAUGGAUUUGCUCUUCCGCCUCCGCGGGAACGUGGAUUACUGGAUCGGGCUGCGCAGACGGGGCGAGCGCCUGCACUGGGGGGACGGCAGCAGCUACAGCUCCAGGGUUCCUGUCCUUGGCAAUUCCCAGUGUGUGUACCUGGCUGAUGAUAAAUUCAGGAGUGAGAUGUGCUCAAACGAGCGGCCGUAUGUCUGCAGCAAGGCCCAGGCUGCCCUGUGACAGGGCUGCAGAAAGGACCUUGUCCACGCUGGGCAGUGCCAGCUCCAGCUGUGAGCCCAGCACAGCGCUGUCCUUCCUCAGCUGCACCCUGUGCCUUGCACUGACUCUCAGGGUCACCUCAGUGCCUGCUCAUCCCCAGUGCCAGCGCUGGCCUGGGUGUUCAGGGGAAAAGUCUCUGCAACACAUCCUGCCACUGAUGCUGCCUGCAGUGAGUGGAUUGCCCUCAUUGAAACAUGGCUGACUCUUUGAAAUUUUUAUAGAAGUUUGUUAAGGGAUAAAUUCCUGUGCUGAGGUGCGUGGCUAUUUGCAUAUGGUUUACUUAAACUAUGUUCUUAUUGUACUGUUAUGUUAUAGGCCUAUAUGCAUAUUCAUGCGUUUGUACAUACUCAAACAUUGUUUGAGUUUAGAUGUUCUUUUGCUUGGUUUUAACCUUUGACUUGUCUUCACGCUUUCUUGUAUAUUAAACUAAUACAAUUUUUUCUUGUGAUUCUAUCUUGUUGUAUUUUCACUCUCUGAUAACAAGGAUCAAUAAAUUCUUUUUUUGGAUGCCCUGA
Messenger RNA from Taeniopygia guttata (zebra finch), 1328 nucleotides. NCBI's taxonomy places the organism in Eukaryota, Metazoa, Chordata, Aves, Passeriformes, Estrildidae. The record is from RefSeq and is a predicted model, not a curated record.